CAGCAGGCCCGGGCGGAAGUGCGGGACAGGGGGCGGGCGCCGGGCCGGCUCGGGCGGAAGUGCCGGGCGCGAAGCGGAAGCGGCGAAGUCGGUAGGCGGCUCAGAAAAAGAAGAGAAGAAGGAAGCCGAGCGUGACACCACGUGCAAGUGGGCCUCAGAGUUAAGAUGCUCUGGUUUCAAGGAAAUAGCAUGCAACUUGCCAAAUACUCCUUUCGACUCCUCUUGAGAAAUCGUUCUGCCUCUAAGACUGUUCUGCCUGUGCUGACCUUAUUUACAAAGGAUCCAUGCCCCCUUUGUGAUGAAGCCAAGGAAGUGCUGGAGGCUUAUAAAAACAGGUUCUACAAGAACCAGAGCUUCCAGGAGCAAGGAAAGAAAGGCCUUCCCCUUCCACAGCUUCCCACCGGCAUAUGGCUUCACACUACCCUGCAGCUUGCCCGUGCCCACCAUUUCUGCUGAUCCUUGUGUUCAGCAAUACAGGGGUCUGAGUCUCCAGCUUCAUUAUUCUGAAAUCCCAAAAGAGGGCUUUUACUCAGCUUGUUAUUUACUAGCAGCCACCCAAGUCGUGUCGGCUGGCUGGGACUAUCGCCGAAGCCACCCUUGGAUCACGUGCCUAUCCUUGAUCCAGUCAGCUCGGGAAGCCAAGGUGAGGUGGUGAGCAAAUCAGUCACUGCCCACUCAGCAGAGACUGAAAGGAUGACUGGUAAUGAUCGAUCACGCAGCAGGUUUGAGAGCAUGUCACUCCAUCAUAUUCAAGAGAAGUCAAGAGGAACAGUUUCUAAGUUGAUUUAUGUCCUACUCAUGGGAGUAAUGAGGACUUGAACCAGGGCCACGGGAGUUAGACAGAAAGAGGUAUCAAGACGCAUUUCAGAGAGAGGUUGACAAAUCUUCAUGACUGACUGGAGAGGUGUGGGGGAGAGAGAGUAGAAGACAGCAUGAAGUCUGAGAUGACUGCCAGCCUUCUUGCUGUGGCUACUGGGUAAAUCCUAGCACUUACUUUUCUUUGAGACAGAGAGCAUAAAAGGAAGGGAGGUUAGUUUUUGGUUGUGCUUGGUGGAUGGGAAAGGUGGGACAAGGUGAAUUUGCCAUGCCUGUGGGAUACCCAGUAAAGAUUAAAGUUGGAAGUUCAAAUCAGAGGUUUGGGCUGGAGGUGCAGAUCCGAGAGUCCCCAUAAUAUGGCCGGAACUGCAUCCAUCUAGCACGGGCAGAGAAAAGUGAGCUAGGACUAAGCCCAGGGAAAUACCAAACUUGACCAUAUGGACAGAGGAAAAACCAGGAGAAGAAAAAGAGAAUGAGAGGAGUGGGGAAAGGUCAUCCAAUUUGUAUUCUUUGCUGCCUUUGAUUAUAUGAUACCACGCACUAUUCUAUGCAGUGAGGACAGGGCAGCAGACGGACAGCCAAGGGUCCUACUCAGGGGCUUGCAUUCUAAAGGGAGAGAUAAGCAACAAAGUUAUCACAUCAAUGGAGAAGAGCCAUUUCUUGACAGAAAAGGGAAUUUUCCCCAGACUAGGUGACAGUAUCUAAUGUCAAAAGAGCUAGGAUGAGGAAUUAAAAGAAGACAACACUGGACUUGAAAAUUAGUAUAUCAGUGCUGUGUUAGGCUGAAUAACGCCCCCCCAAGGUAUCCAGGCCCUAAUUCCCUAGAACCUAUAAAUGUUACCUUAUAUACAAAGGGUCUUUGCAGAUGCCAUUAAGUUAAGGAUCUUAAGAUAGGGAAGCUACCCUGGAUUAUGCAGGUGGGUCCUAAAUCUAACCACGAGGGUCCCUGCAAGAGGGAGACAGAGCUACUACAGAAGAUGAAGUAUAAGAUAUAACAACAGAAGCAAGAGGCUGGGAUGAUACAAGAAAGGGUCAUGAGCCAAGGAACCAAGUGGCCUCCAGAAGCUAGAAAAGACAAACAGAUUCUCCCCUAGAGCCUUCAGAAGGAACAUGUGUUGCCAACACCUUGACUUCAGCCCGGUGAAAGUGAUUUAGGGCUUCUUCUGCCCUAUGGAACUAUAAAAGAAUAAACUUUUAUUGUUCUACACCACCAAGUUUGUGGUAAUUUGUUGCAGCAGCAAUAAGAAACUAAUACAAAUGAUGACUCAAUCUUAUUAAGAGAAAUUUUGGUAGGGAAAAGGAAGAAGAUAUAGCCUGAAAGAAAUUUGCAGUAGGAUGGGAAGUGGAAGGUGCAGAAAAGGCUGUAGAGUGUCUAUCUUUCAGGAAGUUUUCAAACAUAUUUUGUUUAAAGAGGACAAUUAAGAGAACAAAAAGCGUCAGAAGAGCUGAAGAGUUGAUUAACCGAUUAGCUCAAUACUCGAAAAUGGCAAGCCAUUUGUGAAAGUACCAUAACUUUCAGCUUAUCUUAGAAGAGCUAAGCAUUUAGGCAGUAGUUCAGGGGCUUCGAGAGUGACUCUGAUACUGGAGAGGAGACCAUGGCAACCCAUCCCCAUCCACAGACGCACAUACCAGACCCAGAGCUCUUGUUCACCACAGAGACCAAAAUAUUUUGACACUGGGACCCAGAGUCCUGCACUGGGCACAGAUCUUCUAUCUCUCUAUUAAACAGGAAUCCAUGAACAGUGAGGCACAGCCAACAGACAAUGGUCUCAUCUAGCCGGUCUUUCAUUUAGACGCUGAUGUUCAGCAUUUUACCUCCCCUCUCACGUUCAAAAAGAAGGACCACCAAAGCCAAAGUCCUUUGGAGUUAUGAAGGAUAGAAGGAAUACAGCUUCAGGAGAAGGGAGAAACAUUAAAAUCACACAAAACAUGGAGAAGAUAAGCUCAUAGGAGCAGCACCAGCCAAAAGAUUGGACACAAUAGGAAGAAUCCAGCCAAAGGCCCACACUGAGUGGCAAAGGCAUCCUUUCUUCAUGCCAAAAUGUUAUAUUUGAACUAUUCCCGAUGGAAAGCUUUCACCCUUAGAAAUAAAGUAGGGCUAAUAUUAAUUGAAGCUUUUCUUAAUAAUUUGGAAACACUAAGAAAGAGAGAGGAUACAAGUUAAAGGAAACUUCAGGCUAUGGCCUCAUUGUGCUACUCACAAUUCAACAACACAAUGCAACUCCACUGGGAAACCCUGAUAGGCUUUACUGCAGCACUGUAUUGCACAGAAGACCCCCAGCAAUGAUCCCAAGUCGUCUUUU
This is a messenger RNA of Neofelis nebulosa (Clouded leopard), 3119 nucleotides long. It is a transcript of the gene C1H5orf63, whose product is annotated as chromosome 1 C5orf63 homolog. The record is from RefSeq and is a predicted model, not a curated record. The coding region runs from base 166 to 456 and encodes 96 amino acids. Lineage: Eukaryota; Metazoa; Chordata; Mammalia; Carnivora; Felidae. The transcript has 6 exons.